GCUGAAGGGAAAGUGAAAGUCAGAGCUCAGACUUUAACCUCCUCCCCGCUGCUGCGCCUCAGUCUGUCUCUCUGUCCGGUUCGGUUCUGUUCGGCGGGAUGGCUGACGGUCCGCCGCUGAUCGUGGAGGGGGACUGGGAUCCGUCCCAGAGCAAAAACGUCAAGCUGAAGCUGCAGCUUUACUUCCAGAGCAAGAAGAAGUCUGGCGGAGGAGACUGCCGGGUGGAGCUGGAGGACAACGCCGCCAGAGUCUACUUCAACUCCGGGGAGGUGAGACAGCAGGUCCUGCAGAGGGACAAUCAUCAAAUCCUCCUGGGGGAGAAGACUAUCAAGUUGAAGCUGACUUCAGAAGCAAGUCAUCUGGAAAAGAACUCAACAAGCAACCAGACAGAUUCAGGAGCUUCAUCAGAUUUAAAGAGCUCAGAGUCUGAAAGUGAACCUGAAGCUGGAUCUGCAGCAGACCAAGACGUGAAAGCAGGUCUGCCCCCCGCUGUAGUUCUGGAGAACAUCUCAGACAACUUGUCCAGAGAUCUGCUGCUGCUGAUGGUGGAGGCCGUCUCUGGCGUGAAUGAGAAUAACUUCGGUCUGGAGAUCAUCCGGGAGUCCCACGCAGCUGUGGUCACUUUCAGCUCGCCUGCAGUUGCAGAGAAGUUUAUGACUGUCUGCGAGAAACACCCAAAGCUCCAGAAGCACGGCCUGACCGCCCGACCACUGGAGAAAGCAAGGAGUGUUCGAGUGGAGAGUCUUCCUUCAACUGCGAGCCAAGACAUGCUGGAGCUUUGGUUGGAGAAGAUCUGGGUUCUACCAAACAACGUUGUCAUGAUCCCAGAGGAACAAGCGGCCAUUGUUUCCUUCAGUGACCCCAAAGUUGUGGAAAGUAUUUGCUCAACAGUAGACCACAUGAUGCGGUCUACUCCUCUCAAGCUGUAUUCUUACUAUGAAUCUCUUGGAAGUGCCCUGUACGGCAAAGACCGCCCGACCUGGGAAAUGCCCAAGCCCUUCACAGAAAGAGUCCACCCUGUUAUCUGGAAGUUCCUCCACAUGAAGAGUCUGUGGAAAAGCAUCAGUGAUCAGAUGAACCCUCACUUCUGCAGUGUGAAGAUAGACGACCCUGAAGCAAAACUCAGCCCUCUGCAGAGCUUUUUAUGGCAGAAAGGUCUUACUGCUAAAGACGUAGAUAACUGGAAGCAGAACGCCCAACAGGCCUUCCAGCGUUUAAUGUCUGAGUACUUGGCCUUCGAGUGUGUGAUGAGCACAAAAGCUUGGAGAGUUGCAGAGAUGGACAUCCGUUCAGUAACAAACGGGGAGGCUGCUGUUGAUUUGGAUGCUUCAAGAGAGGUUUUGUGUGUUGCCUGUCGAGCUGAUGACAUGCAGAAAAUCCGAGCUCCUGUGGAGAACAUUGUGCUUAAAGCAAUGAAUUAUAUUGAACGUCAGGAAAAAGGCAUCACAGAAGAUUUGCAGUUGUCCUCUGCAUGGUUCUACAUCCUGAAGCAGGAAGGGUUUCAGAGAGCUGCCACAGACAUCUCACCAGAGCUGCUCGUCUCAUAUGACGAAGGAACCAAGAAGUUAACCAUGAAAGGACUCCCAGAAGAAGUGUCUAAAAUGAAGUCAUGGAUCUUAGAAAAGAACACAAAAAUGGCUAAAAAAUCCAUAUUUAUUCCGCCAGCACUUCUAGAGUAUCUCAACACUAUGGAUCCAAUGGACAUGUCACAAAACUUGUUUACUUCUCACGGCAUAAGUGCUGUAUACUGCAUUGACAUCAAAGGGAUAGUCCUGAUGGGGACAUCUGACAAAGUCCUUUCUGAUGCUGAGGAUAAAAUUAGGGCAGAACUGCUCGUUCAGUCUCUUGAUGUGAAAGAUGAGGAGGUCUUGAACCUUAAAAACUGGGAAGACCUGAAGAAAAACCUGCUUGAUACCUACAACAGUGCAAACAAGAAAACGGUCACAAUCCAUCUUGACCAAGAAAGACAACUCAAAGUUACUGUGGCUGGCUUCAUGAAUCCAGUCAAAGAGGUCAGCCGUGAUUUGAAAAAGUUCAUUGAAGAAUACUCGAGAGUUAACGAAAAAGUCAGAGUCCAUUCCAGUGCUGCUCUUGAGUUCAUUGAUAAGAGAAAAAAACGCAACUGGCUUAGCAUUGCCAAAGACAACAAAGUGUUUGUCAAAUUUGAUUCUAAAAGGUCAAGAAUGACCUUCAGCGGUGCUCAAAUCAAUGUCCAGAAAACAAAAUCCUCCAUCCUGGAAAUGGUCCACGCUCUCUACACUGACACCUUAACAGUGGACAAGCCUGGCGCCAAAAAGUUUUUCCAGUCUCAAGGAAGCCUGUUCCUGUCUUCAAUAUUGACACAGUUAAACUGUGUUGUGCUGCUUCAGUCUGAGAUUCCAGAUGAAGAGGAGGAAGAGAGCUAUGGGGAAGAAAACAGUCUUUGUUACUGUAAAGUUCAGACCAACUCUGGAGUUCAGCUUUGUGUUAGCAGAGGAGAUAUCUGCAGUUUUAGUGUUGAUGCUGUGGUCAAUGCAGCCAAUGAAGACCUGCAACACAUUGGUGGCCUGGCAUUAGCGCUGCUCAAGGCUGCAGGCCCAGAACUUCAAAAGCUUAGUGACGAUUAUGUGGCUAAAAACGGAAAACUAAGGCCAGGUGAUGCUGUUGUUACAGACGCAUGCAACCUCUCCUGCAAGUACGUCAUUCAUGCAGUUGGUCCACGGUUCUCUGACUAUGACAAGAAGACUUCUGUGUCACGACUGAAAUCUGCAGUUAAACAAAGUCUGAGACAAGCAGACAGUGUCAGCUGCUCCUCCAUCGCACUGCCAGCAAUCAGCUCAGGCAUAUUUGGUUUUCCUGUCCAGCUCUGCGCUGAGACCAUAGCUCAGGCUGUGAGGGAGUUUUGUGACAGUCCACAAGGUCCACGGAGCUUAACUGAGAUUUAUCUAGUUGACAACAAAGAAGAUACCAUCAAAGUCAUGGCCACGGCGGUUAGCAAGGAGUUCAGUGACCUCGGACCGGUCGUGACAAUCCCCCAGCAGAGGAGCAACAAGGACCCCAAGCCUUCAGGUGGCAAACUUCCGAGUCGAGGUAAUCAGGGUGAGCUCCCCAGACGCCAUCCUUCUGCAGAAAGAGGAGCAGAGGGAGGACCGUUAGGAAACCAUCAGGUCAACAGGGGGAAUCAAAGCCCCAAAAAACUUUCUAGAUACGAUCAGCAUUGGAGGCAGAGGGGGGCGGAGCAAGUCACAGCUAAUGGACUGAAGAUUGUCCUUCAUCAUGGAAACAUCGAGGACCAGACUACGGAUGUCAUCGUCAACACCAUCGCUAAUGACUUGAACCUGACCCAGGGCGCCGUUUCCAGCGCCAUCCUGAAGGCAGCGGGUCCCAGACUGCAGCGGGCCGUUCACUCUGAAUCCAGAGAUCCGUUCAGCCGUGUGGUUGUAACUGAUGGCUUCAAUCUCAACUGUCAGAAAGUGUUUCAUGCCAUCUGCCCUGCUUGGGACAGUAGAGGAGGUAACGUUAUGAAGGAGUUAGUAGCAAUCAUCCAUUGCUGUCUGGAAGAGGCUGAACAAAGCCAGAUGGCAUCGCUGUCUUUCCCUGCAUUAGGAACAGGAAACCUGAAUUUUCCUAAAGACUUGGUUGCCCAAGUCCUGCUGAAAGAAAUCCACUCGUUCAGCUGCAGGAGUCGUCCUCGUUACCUGAAGGAGGCCGUCAUCGUCGUGCACCCCAGCGACAGGGAGACCGUAGAGUGUUUCACCAGAGAGUUUUAUGGCAACGCCAGUCCAAGAAACACCCAACCGAUGUUUCAGGGUGAUGGCGCGUCUGCGCCUCGGGAAAACCUUCGACACUCUAAACACUCCCCUGCAUCUUCAUCCGGGUCCUUCAGCGUGGUCUCCUCCCCCUCCCUCGGUGUGUACCACAUGCAGCUGGGUCAGCUCACCUUGGAGGUGUCCUCAGGUGACAUCACCAAGGAGUCCUGUGAUGUCAUCGUCAACUCUUCCAAUCCGACCUUUGACCUUUACGCAGGAGUGUCGAAGGCGAUCUUAGAUUGCGCUGGAGCUGAAGUUCAGAGGGAGUGUGCACAAAUCGUGAAAUCUUCACCUCACAAAACAAUGAUCAUGACCAGCGCCGGUCAGCUUCCAUGCACUAAUAUCAUCCACAUUCCCGGCCAGAAUGACCCUGCAAACAUUAAAAGCACCGUCUAUGAUGUUUUGAAGUAUUGUGAGGGUGAUAGGGUCACCUCUGUCGCCUUCCCAGCUUUGGGAACAGGCCAGGGUGGAGUCAACCCAUCAGCUGUAGCCGACGCCAUGGUUGAUGCCGUGGUGGACUUUGUGAGGAAGAAAAGCCCCCAGUUUGUUCAGAGCGUGAAGAUCCUGAUCUUCCAGACGCAGAUGAUGUCCCACUUUCACAACAGCAUGAGGAAGAGACAAGGAGAGGAGGUGCAGGAGAAGGGCCUGUUCGGAAAAAUCAAAGAUGGCAUCACCUCCUUUCUUGGGUUUGGAGGACACCAGCCCCCCAUGAUUGACCAUGUGCUGCAGAAGGAGGAGUUUGAUCCUGCUGUAUUUCAACUGUGUGCUGAGAACAAAAAGGAUGUGAAUGUGGCCAAGGAGAGGAUCACAGAUCUCAUCAUGCAUGAGCAAGCAAAGAGAACCAUCUCUGACCAGUACAUCAACCAGCUGUCCCCAGCCGAUGUGAAGGAGCUGAACGACCUGCAGAAGAAACUGACGGUGAGCAUCUGCCUGGAGAGGGGGAAAAACGAGGAGGAGCCCAAGAUUCACCUGGAGGGUUUGACCCGAGACGUCUACAGUGCAGAUGCUUCAAUCAGGGACAUCAUUCGGAAAGUUGAGAGGAACGAGAUCUUGAAGAACAAAGCCAUCCUGGUGAGUGGACUGGUGGAGUGGCAGUACCAGAAACCCAGUGGGAGCAUGGUUCCCUUUGACAUUUACAUGAACCUCAAACUGGAGGAAGCUCUGGAGAAGAAACAACCAGUGAAGAUCCAAAUCAACAACAGAGACUUUGAUGCUGAUCCAGAACAAAGAAAAGCAUCAGAUGGAAGGACCUUCAUAGAGUUACUCAGGAAAGACCUGAAAGAGGACACCCUGCCGUCACACUGGGAUCCCAUGAACACUGCCACUGUGGCGCUGUUCCCCGUGGCUGCAAGGAAGCAGGAAUACAAGAACGUGCUGAAGAAUCUGAAGCAGAAUGGACUCAAUCUGAACAUCAUCAGUAUCGAGCGAGUCCAAAAUUUUGCUCUGUGGAAGAGCUAUGAGCUACUCAAGAAGCAGAUGGAGCAGAAGAACAAGCACAAGAAGAACGAAAGAGUCCUGUUUCAUGGCACCACCGACAAAUCCAUCGAUUUGAUCAACAAAAAUGGCUUUAACCGCAGCUACGCCGGACUGCACGGAGCAAUGUUCGGGAAGGGCUCUUACUUUGCUGUGGAUCCCGCCUAUUCGGCUCAGAACUACGCCCAACCCGACAACCAAGGGCUCAAGCGGAUGUACCAGGCCCGGGUUCUGGUCGGGGACUUCACCCACGGCAAUCCUAGCUUGAUUGUCCCUCCUUCUAAAUCUGGGCAGUCGGCUGACCUGUACGACAGCGUCGCGGAUAACAAAAAUCCUCCGAGCAUGUUUGUGGUCUUCAACGACAUCCAGGCUUACCCAGAAUACCUCAUCACCUUCACCUGAGUCCUCACAGUUAUGAUGUUUAAUCAAACCAAAAGAUUCAAGUUCAUGUUUAAUGUUGCCUGAUUCAUUUAAGAGUCAAUCUGUUCGAUGUUUAUUUUCUUCUGUGAUUUUUGUUGACUCUGCUGUUGACCAGAGGAAGUGCACUUUUAUCACCCUAAUAUAAUACAAUAGUUUCAAUUAAAAGCAUUCAUUUCAA
Oryzias melastigma (Indian medaka) is the source of this 5859-nucleotide messenger RNA. Its product is annotated as protein mono-ADP-ribosyltransferase PARP14. Bases 99 to 5663 code for a protein of 1854 amino acids. The record is from RefSeq and is a predicted model, not a curated record. Gene Ontology annotation, cellular component: cytoplasm; nucleus. Gene Ontology annotation, biological process: negative regulation of gene expression. Gene Ontology annotation, molecular function: NAD+ poly-ADP-ribosyltransferase activity; transcription corepressor activity. Lineage: Eukaryota; Metazoa; Chordata; Actinopteri; Beloniformes; Adrianichthyidae. The transcript is spliced from 23 exons.